Brassica napus (rape) is the source of this 1232-nucleotide messenger RNA. Its product is annotated as probable protein S-acyltransferase 16. NCBI's taxonomy places the organism in Eukaryota, Viridiplantae, Streptophyta, Magnoliopsida, Brassicales, Brassicaceae. The record is from RefSeq and is a predicted model, not a curated record. Bases 49 to 909 code for a protein of 286 amino acids. The transcript has 7 exons. Gene Ontology annotation, molecular function: palmitoyltransferase activity.
CUUAACCUUUUUUUUCACCGGAGAUAAAUUUUUUAAAAAAAAUCAAAAAUGAAACGGAAAGGAUUCGGCUUUUCUCUCCCCGUCACGGCGGUGAUCUUAGUGAUCGGUUUCAUCUACUUCUCAACGGUCUUCACCUUCAUCGAUCGCUGGCUCAGCCUCGCCUCCUCUCCCGGGAUCGCCAACGCAGCAGCCUUCACCGCCUUGGCUCUGAUGUGUGUCUACAACUACUCCAUCGCGGUUUUCAGGGAUCCGGGUCGGGUCCCGCCCAAUUACAUGCCCGAUGUCGAAGAUCCAAAGAGUCCUGUCCACGAGAUUAAACGAAAGGGAGGAGAUUUGAGAUAUUGCCAAAAGUGUUCGCUUUUCAAACCUCCACGAGCUCACCAUUGUCGGGUUUGCAAACGAUGUGUGCUUAGAAUGGACCACCAUUGUAUCUGGAUCAAUAACUGUGUGGGACACACUAACUACAAGGUCUUCUUUGUAUUUGUUGUUUAUGCGAUGACUGCGUGUGUGUACUCUCUGGUGUUGCUUGUGGGAAGCCUUACUGUUGAACCACAAGAUGAAGACCAAGAUAUGGGAAGCUAUCUAAGAACUAUAUAUGUGAUUUCAGGUUUGGUUCUUGUUCCUUUGAGCAUUGCGUUAGGGGUUCUUCUCGGGUGGCACAUUUACCUCAGUUUACAAAACAAGACAACCAUCGAGUACCACGAAGGGGUGAGAGCUAUGUGGUUAGCAGAGAAAGGUGGGCAAGUCUAUAAGCAUCCAUAUGACAUAGGCGCAUAUGAAAACCUAACCUUGAUUUUGGGUCCGAACAUACUCUCUUGGCUCUGUCCUACAUCAAAGCAUAUUGGUUCUGGUCUACGUUUCCGUACAGCUUUUGAUUCAGCCCCUAUUUCUUCUGGAACGAAACCUUGAGCCCAUGACACGAAUCAUAUUUUACCAAUUUUUUUGUUGAAAAGGCAGCAAGAUGUUCAACUUCACUCUUGACUCAUCAUGUUCAGGCGGUUUAGCUGCCUCAGCUCAAAAACCAAGACCACUGUUUGACAAGGAUCUCUCUCUCUCUCUCUCUCAUUAUUUCCCCUGUUUUCUUUGGAUUCCUCAAAAAGGAGAAGGAAGUUAGGGUUGUGGAUACAUAACUCGAACUGUGAUUAUACUUAUUAUACGUACCAAUUAACAAGGUGAAAAGACAUCUUUGUAAGAUUCAUAAUUUCUAAUCAGAAUCAGACAGUUCCUGAGUA